Molecule: messenger RNA, 990 nt
Organism: Lepisosteus oculatus (spotted gar)
Lineage: Eukaryota; Metazoa; Chordata; Actinopteri; Semionotiformes; Lepisosteidae
Product: olfactory receptor 6N2-like
Biological process (GO): G protein-coupled receptor signaling pathway
Cellular component (GO): membrane
Molecular function (GO): G protein-coupled receptor activity; olfactory receptor activity
Source: RefSeq, a predicted model, not a curated record
AUGAGCAGACCCAACAUCACUCUGCACUCUGAAUUCUUUAUUGUGGGACUGCCAACUCCAGAUGAACAGGACACUGCACUCUUUAUCAUCUUCCUCAUCCUCUUCUUGGCUACAUUCCUGGGCAACCUGCUCAUUGUGGUGCUGAUUUCCCUGGACCACCGACUCCACAUGCCCAUGUACUUCUUCCUGUGGAACCUGUCUGUCUUAGACAUAUUAAUGACAACAUCAAUCAUACCCAAGAUGCUAGCUGGUCUGUUAGGUCAGAAAACCAUCUUAUUCACAGGUUGCUUUGGGCAGAUGUACUUUAUCAUCUCAUUUACAGCUGUGGAAGGAUUCCUUGUUGCAGCAAUGGCUUAUGACAGAUAUGUUGCUGUAGUGAAACCACUGCAUUACAACACCUUAAUCAGCACCAAGGUUUGUAUUACAAUGACGACCGCAGCCUGGGUACUCGGCGUCCUUGCCUCACUUUUGUCGGUCGUCCCAGCAAGCACUUUGCCAUUCUGUGGAUCAAACCUUAUCCUACAUAUUGUCUGUGACUACCGCACUGUAAUGGUAUUAGCUUGUGGCGAUGUUACAGCUCAAAUCAAUUUUACCCUUUUAAUUGCCACACUUGCAAUCUGCAUCCAAUUUUUCUAUGUCUUAUGGACAUAUUGUAGAAUCAUAGCAUCAGUAAUGAAACUGAAAACUGUGGAGAGCUGUAAGAAGGCCUUCUCAAUGUGCUCCUCACAUGUGACUGUCGUCUUUCUAUACUAUGUUUCUGGUGCUGUGGUUUAUAUUGGGUUGAGGGUUGAGAGUAUCCCUCCUGAUGGGCGCAUCAUCAUUGGUGCAGUUUUCUAUUUCCUCACCCCUUUGCUCAACCCCAUCAUAUACAGCUUAAGGAAUGAGAAAAUCAAGGCAGCACUAGGCAAAUCUUUAAGAGGAAAACUUACUUCACUCUGCAAAAGACCAAAAAUGUUUAAUGAAAAUCCCCACCUACGAGCAAAACAGUGA